AAUCAGUCCGCCGGUUCAUCCACCGCAGUUUGAAGCUGCAUCGCGUGAACGGAGGCUGAUCAUGAAUAUAAAACACAUCAGAUCCGUCAUAUAAUGGGGAUCGAGGACGCGAGCAUGAGGAACGGACGGGCUCUGUCUGAUCAGUGGGCCGACAGCGUGGUGGUGCGGCCCCGGACGACCGAGCAGCACAUCACGGUGAAUAAGAGACUUGUGCUGGGCUUCGCCAUCUCCAUCCUCACCCUCAUCAUCGUCACGGCCAUCGCCAUCACGCUCAGCGUCAGCUUCGAGAGAUGCGCCGCGGAGAGCAGCGGGGCUCUGGCCGCGAACGGCUCCAGCAACAGUAAGUGGAAACAGUCCCGGGACGCUAACAUCAGUCACAGAGACUCAGAGGACGGCCAGCAGCCCUGGAGACACCUGCGCUUACCGGCCACCCUGCGCCCGCGCCACUACGACCUCCGCCUGUCCGUGUCCAUGGAGAACUUCACCUUCUCCGGCGAGGUGCACAUUCAGUUCGAGUGCGUCCACUCCACGAAGCUGAUUGUGCUGCACACGGACCGGCUGGAGGUGGACAAGGUGCUGGUGUAUUCGGACAGCAAGAAAGCGGGCGCCAUGAGGAUCCAGCGCCGCUUCCACUACCAGCCCAAGCAGGUGUUUGUGAUCGAGCUGCACAGAGAGAUGAAGCCCCUCAGAACUUACAAGAUCAACAUCACUUUUCACGCGCACAUUGAGCACGAGCUCCUGGGCUUCUUCCGCAGCUCGUACGUGCUGAAUGGAGAAAGAAGGUUUCUCGCGGUGACGCAGUUCUCACCGACUCAUGCUAGAAAGGCCUUCCCGUGUUUCGACGAGCCCAUCUAUAAAGCCACAUUCAGAGUGAGUCUGAAACACGAGAGCUCGUAUCAGUCGCUGUCUAACAUGCCAGUGGAGGCCUCGACGUCUGACGAGGACAGAUGGGUGACCAACCAUUUCUCCAGGACGCCCCGCAUGUCCACGUACUACCUGGCCUGGGCCGUGUGCAACUUCACCUACAGAGAAGCAGUUACAGACAGUGGAGUUGUGAUUCGGCUGUAUGCCAGACCUGACGCCAUCCAGAGCGGAUCGGGGGACUACGCUCUGCACAUCACCAAGAGACUCCUACACUUUUACCAGGAUUACUUCAAAGUGAAAUAUUCCCUCCCUAAAUUAGAUCUCCUGGCAGUGCCGAAGCAUCCGUAUGCAGCCAUGGAGAACUGGGGCCUGAGUGUGUUUGUGGAGCAGAAGAUCUUGUUGGAUCCUGACGUCUCCUCCUUCUCCUAUCAGAUGGAGCUCACCAUGGUGGUGGUGCACGAGAUCUGCCAUCAGUGGUUUGGGGAUCUAGUCACACCGGUUUGGUGGGAGGACGUUUGGCUGAAGGAAGGAUUUGCGCAUUACUUCGAGUACAUCGGGACUGAUUUCCUCUUUCCAAAGUGGAACAUGUGUCUGCAGGGAGCCGCUCUGAUCCGAAUGCUGGCUAACGUCAUGGGACAGCCACUAUUCCAGAGAGGCCUCAAUGAUUACUUGAUGACGCACAUGUACGGGAACGCAGCGAGAGAUGACUUGUGGAACAAAUUCUCAGAGGCCAUGCAGCGGGAGGGAAAGGACAUCAACAUCACGCAGGUCAUGGACCGCUGGACACUGCAGAUGGGUUACCCUGUCAUCACCAUCAGCAAGAAUGACAGUCUUGACAACAGUGUCACCAUCUCACAAGAGCACUUCGUCUAUGACACCGACGCCAAGAUCCAGAAUCCUGAGCUGUUCAACAAAAGCUUCCAGUGGCAAAUACCGCUGACGCUCGCAGUGGGAAACUCCAGUCACAUAUCAACAGAGACCAUCAUCUGGGUCUCCAAUAAAACAGAGACGCACAGAGUGGGUCACAUGGGCAGCGAGACGUGGUUGCUGGGCAACAUCAAUCAAACAGGCUACUUCAGAGUGAACUACGACCUUCACAACUGGGGACUUCUCAUUCAACAGCUGAUGACCAACCCAACGAUCAUCUCUGUGGGCAACAGGGCCGGACUGAUUGAUGACGUCUUCAACCUGGCGAGAGCGGGGUAUUUGCCCCAAAACGUCACCCUGCAGAUGAUCUCAUAUUUGUCUCAGGAGACUGAGUUUCUGCCAUGGCACGCUGCUAGUCGAGCUCUUUACCAGCUGGACAAACUCCUGGACCGCACUGAAGACCACAGCCUGUUCAGCGACUAUGUUCUAAGACAGGUGGAACCGAAGUAUCACAAGUUGGGCUGGCCAGCCACUUCCACUGAGGGCUCCUUCGUGCAGGCGGCUUAUCAGACCGAAGAGUUGCAGAGAGAGGUAAUGAUGCUGGCCUGCAGUUUUGGAAACAAACACUGUCACCGGCAGGCUGUUUCUCUCAUUUCAGACUGGAUUUCCAGCAACAAGAACAGGAUUCCACCCAACGUGCGGGACAUUGUGUACUGCACAGGUGUUUCUCUGAUGGAUGAGGAUGUGUGGGAGUUUAUCUGGAUGAAGUUUCACUCUUCUACAGCCAUCUCUGAGAAGAAGGUUCUUCUGGAGGCCUUGACCUGCAGUGACAAUAUCUUCCUGCUCAACAGGCUCCUGAAUCUGUCCCUCACCUCUGACCUGGUGCCGGAUCAGGAAGUGAUCGAUGUCAUCAUUCAUGUCGGCCGCAAUCCGCUUGGAAGACAUUUAGCGUGGAGAUGUUUCCGCGAGAAGUGGGACAUAUUGAAUUCCAGGUAUGGAGAGGCCUUAUUUAUGAACUCAAAAUUAAUCAGCGGCGUGACAGAGUUUCUCAACACUGAAGCCGAGUUGAAUGAGCUGAAAGAGUUCAUCCUGACCAGCGGGGGAGAGUCAGCACCUGCGUUCGCUCGAGCCGUUGAGAUCGUUCAAGCGAAUGUAAAAUGGCAAAUCCUGUUCCAGCAACAGUUUUACCGAUGGCUGCGGAAAGCUCCUGAUGGUUAAUGCAACAUUAAGCAUGGAGCGCUCUAUUAGCAUGGAAACUCAUGGCCAGUGACGUGGGGAGAUAUAAGUGAAAUAAAAAAAUCGAAAAAACUAUUCUGGACUACGAGAAUCAACAAAAUUGAGCUUUUAUUUCCCUGCUGUUUUUGAAACGACCAGGCCCUCACAGACCAGGAUGAAAUGAAUGGCUGAAAAACACUGAAGGAAUCGAUGUCGGAAAUUGCAUGAUGGCAUACGUCAGUAGUGAGACGAUUUACAUUCCAUUUCCCCUCGUAUUUUGCAUGAAAGUCAUUUCCUUCUUGCCUUCAUUCUGUUUUUCCUGAAGCUUGACCUUUUCUGAGUCCUGAGAAUAUCGGAUUUGCUUUGAAGACCAGAUGACGGUACAAAGAGAUUGCUCUUCGGUAUAUAUAAACACAAAUUAGAUUAAGCACAAAUAUGUGACAAUCAGUGUUUUGAUUGGAACAGUACGAAGAGGACAAAGAGGAGAAGUAUUCAUGUAGCCUUUUCUCUCUCCAAAGCCAUAAAGAGGAGCAGACUGAAUUUUAUCUCUUGUACAGAUGGCGUUUAUUGUUUGAUGAAUUGAUGGCACUCAAUGGUCAUCAGAAGAUGGAAUCUUUUGGAGGGUUUUCUGCUGGUCCUGGCUGAAGCGGCGAUGGUUUAACCCGCAGGUGUCUUGGAUCCUUUGCAUUCUCAUAGUGUUACUCUUCGCUCUCCAGAUUGGGAGGGUUUGUCCUUGAAUACGGUAUGUUUGUUUGAGUGGAAAAAUAGUCAGUGUGUCGAUAUUUUCAUGUAUGAUUUAUUGAUAAGCUGGAAGGAGGUCAAUGCAGUGCUGAGAUGUUAUCUUGUUGUGGAUAAUGUGAGCUUUUGAAAUGGAUGGUUGUCAUGGAGACCAAUUAUAAAGGUUUUCAUAGUUUUAUCUUUCUUCUUCUGUCAGUUUUUUUUUUUUUAUAUGGACAUGAAUUGUUAAACAUGUGCAGUGUUGAAAAUGAUGUAGUGGUUGACCAAUAUGCGGGUUCCUGUAUGUUUGACUUGUUUUAAGAAUGUUAAAAUAAUAUCAGUUAAGCAAGACAACUUUACAUUUGAAGCAAAAUUGUGUAAUAUAAUGCUUUUCAAAGGAUAUAUCUUGAAUUCUAUUUAUUUUUCUUGCUCAGAUUGUUUCCUUAGUUUUUUUAAGCAUUUGUCUGUGCAGUUUUGCUUCUGAGGUAAAUUGGUCUUGAUUUAAGGAUGCCUGAAAACCAUAAUAGGCAUGAUAAAUGUAAUGAUGGCAAAACAGAUGUAUAGAAAUUUGCUAAAAUGUGACAAGGGCACAAUAUUUACUCAAAAUUUAUAUAAAAAAAAUAAAUAACAUUAUCUAUCAACAAUCAUAACGAGUAUUAACACCUUUUAAUUGGCCAAUCAAAUCCGCUAAUCUGAAAAAUGGCCAUUAUCAGCCAGUUGGUCGUCCUGGUCGAUAUAUUGGUCCAUCACUACUGUAUAUGACUCUCAGGCUUGGGCAAAAUUCAGAAUUGAACAACUUGAAGAAUUUGAAGACAUUAGAGGAGUUUCAUUAGACCGACAUGGCUUAACACGGCUAACAUCAAAAUGUUAAUAUACUGAUUAUAUAUUAAACUAAUUUCAAAAAGCCUCCUAUUGGAAUUUUUAUUAA
Molecule: messenger RNA, 4591 nt
Organism: Sinocyclocheilus anshuiensis
Lineage: Eukaryota; Metazoa; Chordata; Actinopteri; Cypriniformes; Cyprinidae
Product: thyrotropin-releasing hormone-degrading ectoenzyme
Exons: 18
Coding region: 94-2949 (951 amino acids)
Biological process (GO): proteolysis; peptide catabolic process
Cellular component (GO): membrane; cytoplasm
Molecular function (GO): peptide binding; metalloaminopeptidase activity; zinc ion binding
Source: RefSeq, a predicted model, not a curated record